AUGCUUGCAUUCAUCGACGGCCUCAACGAGGCCCACAUGGCGAACCCGUUCCUGGAAGCCACCAACACCAUUGGCUCCCUUGUCGGUAUGGUCCCCUUACACACGGCUCAGAUUGUUGGCACUAGCCUGAGCGUGGUGGCGGGCCUGGGAACCGCUGGUGUGGCCAUUGUUCGUACAAAGAAGUACAUGACGUGGGCCAAUGAGGUCAUCUUCAAGCCCAAGGGUCUUCUCGCGCAACUCUGCAAGACGGAGAAGAUGCUAGGCCAGAUUGGCAUGGAGGGGACAGAAAGAUGUCUUUGCGCAGAUGCAGUACCAGACAGUGAUGGAUAG
Molecule: messenger RNA, 330 nt
Organism: Penicillium diatomitis
Lineage: Eukaryota; Fungi; Ascomycota; Eurotiomycetes; Eurotiales; Aspergillaceae
Exons: 1
Coding region: 1-330 (109 amino acids)
Source: RefSeq, a predicted model, not a curated record